AUGGAUGUCUCUGUGGUGAUUCCAGUGAAGAAUGGUGUGCCUUAUAUCGGAGAAUGCCUGGAUUCCCUCUCGGAUCAAACGUUUAAAGGGACAUGGGAGGUAAGAGCAACCAAGAAAUUUGAAAUGACAACAAACAGAUCCUUUGCUUGUAGCUGUUGA
Molecule: messenger RNA, 159 nt
Organism: Cooperia oncophora
Lineage: Eukaryota; Metazoa; Nematoda; Chromadorea; Rhabditida; Trichostrongylidae
Source: the annotation of a GenBank genome assembly